This is a messenger RNA of Brassica rapa (field mustard), 3116 nucleotides long. RefSeq names its product probable L-type lectin-domain containing receptor kinase V.3. Gene Ontology annotation, molecular function: carbohydrate binding; ATP binding; protein kinase activity. NCBI's taxonomy places the organism in Eukaryota, Viridiplantae, Streptophyta, Magnoliopsida, Brassicales, Brassicaceae. The record is from RefSeq and is a predicted model, not a curated record. Gene Ontology annotation, biological process: protein phosphorylation.
CCAUCCAAAGGAGCACAACAGGCUAACUAAGAUCAAACAUUGAUCAUGUCUCACAAAAUACUAUCUCAGUUUGUUUUUAUCUUUGUUCUGUUUUGUUGUAUGGACACUUCUCAUGGAAAGCUGAUUACGGAAGAAUCAGCUGGCCACAUGAAUGGUUACACGACGCUAACUAACACCAAGAAGAACUCUUAUGGCCAAGCCUUCAACGACAAACCAUUCCCUUUCAAGACUUCUGCAAACGGUACUUUAACUUCUUUCUCUUUCACCUUCUUCUUUGCCAUCGUCCGAGGACUUCCCGAUGCAUCCUCUGAUCAGUACCUCGGUAUCUUCAACGCUACAAACAACGGAGAAAGCUCUAACCAGAUCAUUGCUGUGGAGCUAGAUGUACAUAAAGAUGAUGAGUUUGGUGACAUUAAUGAUAACCAUGUUGGUAUCAACAUAAACGGCAUGAAGUCCAUCAUAUCUGCUCCUGCCGGUUACUAUGAUCAAAAGGGUGAGUUUAAAACCCUUUCUUUGAUCAGUGGCAAGCUACUUCGAAUCACGAUUCUGUACAGUCAUGAAGAGAGACGACUCAAUGUUACCUUAUCACCACCAGCUGAGACAUAUCAUCCCAAGCAGCCACUUCUUUCAUUGAACCAAGACCUGUCACCUUAUCUUAAGGAGGAUAUGUACGUUGGCUUCACAGCCUCCACUGGAUAUAUUGGAGCAAUACAUUACAUGCUGAUGUGGUAUCAAUAUACUUUAAUCAUUGUUCCACAGCUGGAUUUCGCUAUACCGAUCUUUCCUCCAUAUCCAAAGAUAGAGUCUCAUGUAAAACGGAUUGUUUUGGCAACCUCAUUGACUUUGGCUCUCUUUGUUGCCUUUGCUGCAUCAGCUUUACUUCUUUUCUUGUAUAAGAGGCAUAAAAAGGUCUUGGAGGUUCUUGAGGAAUGGGAAAUAGAAUGUGGACCUCAUAGGUUUGCUUACAGUGAACUCUUUAAAGCAACAAAUGGUUUCAAACAAAUUCUAGGUGAAGGAGGGUUUGGUAAGGUCUUUAAAGGCACACUUCCAGGUUCUGAUGCAGAGAUUGCUGUUAAACGGGUUUCUCAUGGUUCGAGUCAAGGAAUGAGAGAGUUCUUGGCUGAGGUAACAACUAUAGGUCGUCUUAGACACCCGAAUCUAGUUAGGCUUCUUGGUUACUGCAGGUACAAAGAAGAACUCUACUUAGUUUAUGACUGUAUGCCUAAUGGAAGCCUUGACAAGUACCUGUACGGAUCAGAUCAAGAACAGCUCUCUUGGACUCAACGUUUCAAGAUCAUCAAAGACGUUGCUUAUGCACUCUCCUACGUCCAUCAUGAUUGGUUACAAGUUGUGAUUCAUAGAGACAUCAAGCCUGCGAAUGUCUUACUUGACGAUAAGAUGAAUGCAAGUCUUGGAGAUUUUGGAUUGGCUAAGCUACAUGAUCGAGGGUAUGAAGCUCAGACCUCUACAGUGGCUGGAACGUUCGGGUACAUGGCACCAGAGCUCGUGAGAACAGGGAGACCAACCACGGGAACAGAUGUUUACGCCUUUGGUGUGUUUAUGCUUGAAGUUUCUUGCGGUAGAAGAAUGUUUGAGCCACGAGCUGAGUCAUAACAGGCUGUUCUUCCUGACUGGGUGGUUAACCGCUGGGAAAGAGGUGAUAUCAUAGAGGCGGCUUGUGAAAGAAUCCGAGAAGAUCAUGAUAAGGGAGAGCUAGAGCUUCUUCUGAAGCUAGGAGUGUUGUGUUCACACCAGGCUGAAGAGGUUAGGCCGGAUAUGUCUACGGUGGUUAAGAUAUUGGAAGGAGUCUCUGAGCUUCCGGAUAAUGUUCUUGAUAUUGUUAGAACCGAGAAGAAGGAAAAAUGGUACGAGAAGUUCAGCGAAGUGCUUGAUUCCACGGUGGAGUCUGUAAGUAACUUGAGGGUCACGGAACCGAUAGCUUCCUUGGAGCGGAUAAAGUUGCUUCUCUAGUUGGUGGUAUAAUACCACUGGUAUUGAUAGUAAACAAUCACAAUAUAUGAUUGGUUACCAAUGCAAUAAGCUCUUGCAAGAGCAGUAGACUAUGUAGGUUUUGUUUUUGAAUAUCAUUAGAUUGUCUUCUUUACUCUUAUCAGUUUCUUUGUGUUUUAACUUAUUUUGUGGAUGUACAAAGUUCAUUAUAAAAAGCUUAUUGUGUCUGUGAUCUUUCCUUUGUAAGUUUAUGCGCAGUUCUAUGAUUUAAUGACUUUGGUUCUGUAAAUUAUGUAUCUCUUUGUUUAUUAGUAUCUGCAGGCCUUGUGACUAGGUCAUGUCCAUCGUGUAUCUCAAGUCAUCAGUUGACUUAAACAACAACAUGAACUAAAAGAAACAAUACAUUUUCCUUAACAGAUGUCAUAAUUGUAUGUAGGGUCGACUAAUUCUAACUAUUUUGAACUAGCUCUUUGGUUUUUCCAUGAUCAAUGGAGGAUGCGAGCACCAUGAAUUUAUUAAACGUGUUUACAAAGAGCUUUCAAAGCCACAAAUGGUUUCAAACAGCUUCUAGGCAAAGGAGGUUUUGGUCAGGUCUUUAAAGGCACGCUUCAAGGCUCCGAGACAAAGAUUACUGUUAAACGCGUUUCUCACGACUCAAGUCAAGGGAUGCGUGAUUUCAUGGCUGAGAUAGCUACCAUAGGUCGUCUUAGACACCCGAACCUAGUCAGGCUUCUUGGUUACUGCAGGUACAAAGAGGAGCUCUACUUGGUUUACGACUUUAUGCCCAAUGGAAGCCUUGACAAGUAUCUCUACGCUGAAUCAGAUCAAGAAUAUAUGAAGUUCACAAGAAAAAUCUUAGUAUUUGUUUGCUCUAUCUUUCUAUGUAAAUGUGUUUUUGCUUUUUUAAAAAGAGCUUUGAGAAAAAUUAAAGAAGAUAACUUGUCUUAACCUAUUUUUGGUUUGGGUUUUGUGGAGAACCUUUGAAAAUAAUGACACCCAUACUUAGCAUAUUAAGGCUUGAAAUGGUUUAGGUUUCUUUAAGCUUUAAUUGUUUUUUUUUAACUAUAAUUGUAAACGUGUUAAACAUAACUAAACAGUGUUAAAAAGUUGCUAUAAUGUUUUUUCCAACUUUUAGAUUAAAGCAUAAAGUGUUACCAAAAAAAAAA